This is a messenger RNA of Cinara cedri, 5005 nucleotides long. The record is from the annotation of a GenBank genome assembly. NCBI's taxonomy places the organism in Eukaryota, Metazoa, Arthropoda, Insecta, Hemiptera, Aphididae.
AUGGCCGGCAAGAAACUCAUGAAGUUAUUAUGGCAAAUCAAAAAGACAAGGGAUUAUCCAUUAAAGUAAUUAUAUAAAAUUCUAUACCUAUAUUAUAAACAUGACUACUUUAAUCGGGUUUAACCUUUAGACGUUUAGUGUAUUGUAUGGAUAUCAUACCUGAAAUUAUGGUUACACUUUUUAGAUUAGGAGUAUAACGAGAGAUCUAUUGGUUUACUAUGGUGUGAUUUUUAGAUUCUCAGCAGAGUGAAUGAUUUUCUCAAGUUUUCUCAUUAAAUGUGAAAAAAAAACAACGAGAAAAUGUACGAAAUAUUUUACUAAAAUAUGUAUUACGAAUUUUUUUUUUUCUGUGAACAACUAUUCUAUCCAACAAUUUUGUUCCAAUUUAAAAUGAUAAAAAUAUUUCUUAAAGGGAAUCUGUAUGGGAAGGUUCCUCUAGGGAAGCCAUUUUUCGAUUUUUCCAAGUGUUUUCCCAGCAAAUGUGAAAAGCCGGGGAAAAACACGGGAAAACCGGGAAAAUCGGUUCAACAUUAAAGAAAUUAUGUAGUCUAUUUAAUUAUUUCAAUCUAAUAUGACAUAUAUAUUGUUAAUAUAGCAUCACUAUCAACUGAACUCCACUCAAAAUCGAUUUUUCGUAAAAAAUGUUUUAUUGUUGCUUAUAGGUACACAUCAAAUUAUCUAUAACAGUGGCUGCACUCGUUCUCAUUAUCCUUCGAUAAUAACCUAACCUAACCUUCGACGUCAUUUUAUAAUCUUACUGCAUAUAUUUUUACUCUAUGUCUUACCGUAAACUGGACGGAGUAUCUAAACUAAUUUUUCAGAGAUGUAAACGUACUUUUACUAUUUGUUUGAAGUGGAACUCAUGGAACGCAGUGGUGGAUAAAAAGCACUAUGUCUGAAAACUGCUGUACAUUAGUGACUAUACCUAUAAAAGUAUUCAGUGGAAUUUCUGACCUCUACGAUUAUUUUUCAUUGAAUAAAUAAAAUAGAAUAAAACAAAAGCAGUAAAUGUAACAGCUACAAGUAUUCCCGAUGUUUUUUCUCGAGGUUUCCUCAUAAUUAAAAUAAAAAAUAAAGAAAUCCGAAAAAUAACUUCCUUAUUGCACCAACUAGACGACAAUUUUUACUAGGAACUAUGGCCUCUAAAGUUGAUAAUUGGAGCAAGAAUACUGGUAGAAAAGUUGUUCACAUAUAGAAAAUUAAAAACACAUCAUCAUAAUAGAAUAAUAAUAUAGUAACCAUUAUAUUAGAAUCGAAAAUGAAUAAUAUCUACUAUGGUAUUUACUAUGUAAGCAAAAGUUAGCCUGCAUUAGGUAGUGUUUGAUUCGAAAAUUAUGAACUACUGAAUUAUGUUUAAAAAUUGGUGUAGAGGUGUGGUGGGUUAAGCCUCCUACGUGUUGGGUUAAGUUGAAUAAUUGCAAGGGAGACAUUUGAGCAUUGAAUUCAAUAUAAUAACUGUUAACAUAUUAUUCGUUAUAAUAAUAAUAAUGUUAUCACUAGGGUACGGAUGUUGUUGCAUUUGCAACUUUUUUUCUACCUUUUCAAUUUAUUGCUAAGUAAGUUUUAAAUACGUUUUAUGUAAGUACGAAUUAAAAUCUAGAAGUUUUAUGUUAAAUGUUUUGAAAUUUUAUUGCAAUUUUGUUGAAUUUAUUCAUUUAGUUGACACUCGAAAAUCGUAUCGAUAAGACUACACUAUAAUAUUGCCAGCCAUAAAAUCUAAUAAUGGUAACAUAUUUUUAUUUUGAUAAUUUAAAAUUGGUGGGUAUUAAAUACAAUACAAAAAUAUUUUGUGAAAUGUGACGGUUUGAAUGUUAUAAUGAACAGAUUAUACCGAGUGAUCGAGUACUGUUAUUUUUUUGUAAAUAUGCUGAAAAUUAGGCAAACUAUUUCCACUUUUGUAAAAAAUUGAUGGUUUUUAGUGCAAUUUUCAGUAUUUUUUAGUGCAAUACUGUCAUCAAUUUCAAUAGUUUUUUACUACUUCAAUAUCCGUGCUCUAGUUAUCACUCAUCAUCAAUUCAGAGUGAUAAAUAAGAAAGAUGUCUAAGGAUAAUGGGAACGGGUGCAGCCACUAUUAUCGGUAAUUUAAUGUAUACCUGUAAGAAACGAUAAACCAUUGCUAACGAAAAAACGAUUCUGAGCGCAAUUCAGUUGAUAGUGAUGUUUUGUCAACAAUGUAUGUUAUAUUAUAAUAAAAUAAUUAAAUAGGCUUUGUAUAUUUAUUUUUUAAUAAUACCUGUUUAUUGUUGUACCGAUUUUCCCAGUUUUUCUCGGUUUUCCAAUGUUUUUUCCUAGUUUUUCACAUUUGCUAGGGAAAAUUAAAAAAAUGACUUCUCUAAAGUAUGUUCCGAGUGAAAUUUCCUUUUAUACAAAUUGUUAUCAUUAUAAAUUGGAGCAAAUAAAUUAUUAAUAGAAAAGUGGUUUACGGGGAAAAAAAAAGCCGUAAUUUAUUUUAACUAAUACCUACGCUUUUUAUAUUUUCCCAUUUUUUCGGUUUUUAAAUUUGAUAAGAAAACUCGUGAAAAAAUCUAAUAAUGACCUCUCUAAAGUGUUGGAUAUCCUUUUAGAAACGUUGCUUUCAUCAUUCAUUAUAAAUUGGAACGAAAUUACUAGUGGAAAAGUUGUACACAGAAAAAAAAAUCGUAAUCAACUAAUACCCACAUUUCUUUAAUUUUCCCGUUUUUCUACGUUUUUGUUCAAGUUUUUGCAUUUGAUGAGAAAAUUCUUGAGAAAAUCGAAAAAUUACUACUUUAAAGUAUCACCUUACACAGUUUUUAUUUAAAAAAAUGUGCUACACAUAAAAAUCGGAGCAAGGUCUGUGGUAAAAAAAUGUUCAUAGAACAAAAAACGAAAAAAAAAUCAUAUUGGUAAAACCAUAAGCUUCUUCGCUCCACUAAGAAUUUUUAACACGAUAUAUUGCACGGUAACUGUUUAUAUUUUAGUGUUGUAGGAUUUGAUCCUAAAAAUCUGAAAAGAACUACGGAACACGUUGAUCGUUCGGACGGAUUGCCUAAUCUAGCACAAAUUAUUAAGCCAGCCAUUAAGGAAGAGACAUUCCGGAAAAAUGUGUACAAGUACAUCUAUAAAAUAAUUUAUUUAACAAUUUAUGGUACAUUUUGUAUAAUAUAAACAUAAUUUUUUAUUAAUCCCGGUAUACCUUGGAAAUCUAUCAUUAUAAUUAUGAUAAAAUAAAUUAUCCGCUGUUCGACAAACGCCGAUUGGCCUGUCAUCCGUAAAACAUUUUGGCCGUCGGACAAAAAUAUAUAUUUAUUGAAUAAUAAACGUGUACACAGCAAAAACGCUAUUGACGAAUAAUGUAGGCUACAGAAAACCUCACUUUUUAGGCCCCUGCGUCGUUUUAUCGGAUUUUUUUGAAACUAAACAACUAAUUAAUUUUCAAUUAGUUACCUUAAAACCUCCUUAUAACGGAACCCCUAUAAGGCGAAAAUCUCCUUCUGCAUAGCCUAUAUUCUGUAUAUUUUGGUCAUUAUAAUCACGCUCGGGUAGGGCGACCGCCACAGUAAAUUAACACUAAUGUUGUACAAUUUUCAAAAAAAAUAUUAGUUCAAAAAUUUCUUAUAUAUUAAUUCAAUAUUUUUUUUUUUUUUAUCAUUCGUGUUAAUAUCUAUAUUAUAUUAUUUUUAAAUAUUUUAAAAUGAUUAAAUUCAACACAACAUUAUUUAUUUAAGUUGUUUCUGCUAAUUUUCUAAUGGGUGAACUUAAUUUCUGGUAAUUGAAUUUGUGUGCUUUUACAGUCUUUAUAAAUAUAUUAUAGGUACAUGCACAGAUUUAAAUUAUGCAUUUUGAAAUUGAAUACAUGUCAAACAGUAUAUAUCUAACAAGGCUGGGCAUUAACGAGUUAAAAGUUAAAAUUAUGUUAGUUAACUCGUUACUUAUUUUUUAAGGUUAACGUGUUAACUUUUUUAAGUUAAUUUUAUUCAAAAUUAUCUAAAUUAAGUUAAUUUUCGUCCAAAGAAUAAUGCAAAUUAUUGUAAGAUUCUACGUAGUAAGAUACUGAUUCAAUAUUAUUGAAUAUAAUAAUUUACAAAUAAACUGUGCUAUUAAUAGAAUUAAUAUACAUUGUUAUCGUUAGAUUAAUCUAAGAAUCCCGUAAUCUACGAAUAUUAUCGAUGUUGUUGCUGUGUUUAAAGACGAUAAAUAUUAGUCGCGUUAUAUUAUUCUAGUCGUAUUUACGUAUCCGUUAAAAAGUUUUUUAUCGUUUAUUUCGCCAACCGUGCGUUAAUAUUUUUUCAUUAUUUAAUAAAACGGAAAAAUAUGGUAUUCGGAAAAGUGGCCAAAUUAAUACACAUGAAGACAUGACAACGUUAUCAUAAGUACCUUCAACUUCAAAACGCGGAGGAAAACUCCCGCAAGAGAAAGAAAUCCGAAUUUAUUGGUUGAAGGAAGGUAUGAUGAAAAUUAUUUAAAAUUUAGAUUUUGUGCUUUUAACAUGGGAAAUCAUAACAAUUUGGUACCAACCACAAUGUGUGGUCUGUAGAGAAUCACUCGCAAAUAAAAGUUUAAAACCACCAAAAUUAAAAAGGCAUUUAAAUACAAAUUUAAAAGAAAAAUCGAUAGAGUAUUUUGAUAUUAUAUUUGAUUUAUAUUCUGGAAAUAUUGAUAAUGUCACCAACGUUAGUGAGUUUGAGUAGAGGAGGAUAAUUCAAUCAAGUUUGAAGACAUUUCUGUAUUAGUAAACGAACAUUUGACAAACUUAGAAAAAUUAUUUAACCGAUAUUUUCCUGAGGAUAUUCGAGUAAAUUACGAGUGGACUGAACAACCAUUUGCAGCAGAUAUAAUGACAGUAAAUGUGUCUACAGACAUUGAAAAUCAAUUAAUUGUGUUAUCGUGUGAUAACAAAUCGAAACAAAUGUUUUGUGAAACUUUAUUAGAAAUAUUUUGGGCACACUUAUGCACGGGAAAUUAUGCAGAAUUAAAACUUAAAACAGAAUUAAAUUACUCAGAAAAAAAAGGCGUUUUCUACUAUAGCAAAUUUGAAGACGCCUAA